ACUGUCUUUGUCACGAAUAUUUCGGAAGGAAAGUUGAACAUCGCUAUUCGCUGCACCAUUCCCCACGCUGUUGUUGGUCCUAUGUUCGGGGCAGAUAAGGGGGUGUUGUCUUAAUGCGAAUUUUGAGGCUGUAAUUUUUUUUUUUUAAUUUCCAGUAGUUGUGGGAAAACGUGAUGGCUGAUGCGGAUUUGGAAGAAAUUAGGGCGAAGAGGUUAGCUCAAUUGCAGAGCCAAUACAAGGGUCCGGGUGAAUCAGAAAAGGCACUUGAAGAACGAAAACGUGAACAAGAUGAAUUCAAGCAUAGCAUUUUAACUCAAGUACUAACUCAGUCGGCGCGGGCAAGAUUAAAUACACUUAUGAUUGGAAAACCUGAGAAGGGGCAAAUGGUGGAGAACAUGCUAAUUCAAAUGGCAAGAACAGGUCAAAUAAUGGGAAAAUUGGGAGAAGAAGAAUUAAUAGGUAUCCUAGAGAAAGUCAGUGAGCAAAUGCAGAAGAAAACCAUUGUUAAGUUUGAUCGGCGACGUGCUGCUCUCGAUUCAGAUGAUGAAUUAUAAAUCAAACUGCUGCUGUUUUGAAAAAUUAUCCUGCUUUUCUCCACCUUGUACUAAAUAAUUACUUUAUAUUAAGAUGAAUUGUGAAGGAAACUGUUCCUCAGAUACGUGAGCUUCUUUGGCACCAGAACCUGUUGUGAUUAUCUUGUGUUUGUGUAGUGGAAGAAAUAAGUUAAUAUUAAUCAGUUUUUAAUUUAACCUUAACUGGCUUAAUUUUUUUCAAGCAAAAAUGGUCAAAGUAAUACUCAAUUUUCUCAUUAAAAAGUGAAAGAAAAAUCACAUGAUUUUGUAUUUAUUUACACAAGAAUUAAAUCAUUUAAUUGCCAUUAUGAAAUUUAUUUCUUUUAACAAAUUUGAUAUUUCUCAUAAUAUACAUUUUUGCUCAUGAAUUAUAUUAAAUGUAGCACAAGAUAUUUGUGCUUGAGGAACUACACUUACAGUAAUAAGAAAAUAUUUACAAUAAACAAAAUACAGGCACAUGUUUUACAAUAAAUAAAUUAUUGAUAACUACAAUUACCACUACUAAAAUUUCACGAGAGCCACAUUUUUUUAUCCAUUUAUCAUGGGCACUAAAAAGUACAGUAAAUAUAUUUGAUAACAAAAUAUCAAAAAACAAUAACUUUUCGAAAAAUUUAAGAAUUCUUCUAAAUACUACUUUCAAAAUAGUGAAAGGUCCACAACAACUAUAGGAAAUGGAAAGAUAACACACAAACAAAUAUAGCAAAUAUAAGUACAUUCUAAAAUUUGGUCACUUCCAAGGAGGUGAUAAUAAGCUUGAGUUUUCUGUAUCCAAUAUAAACAAAUUUCCAGAUUAUUCUUUCUUCUCAUGUGCAACAUCUUCUUCCUCAUCUUCUGCAUCCAUAAUGUCAGCACAACAAAUUGAAUAGCAAAUUAAGCUCAAAAAUCCCAAUGGCAGACCAAAAAGUACUGCUGUCAGGACAGGAUUUCCUUGCCACAUCUCCGAGAGAGAUGUACGGGCUUCAAAAUAUGUGCGAUACAAUCGCACUGGUAAUGUGUUUCCACCAUAAGCCUAAAGUGUCAUAAUUAGUAAAUUACAUAAGAAUCAAAUGUGCCUAAUUCUAUUUUUGUUGAGAAACCAUAAAUAAUGAAUUGUUGACAUAGAAAUAUACUGAGGGAGUAUGUUAUAGCUGUAUUAUUCUGACUAAUCGAUCCACAAUGCCAAUUCAACUUAACUUUCCGUAAUUAACUACUACUAAAAAAACUUAUGAGGAAAUCAAAAUUCAUUGCACCUGUUAUAGGUUGGUGACCUACAACACAUUUUCCUGUGUGUUUCUGAGAAGUAGCCCAAGAUGUCCAAGUGAACUGUGAUGUUUGUUUUGUUUUUAUUAAAAACAAUAAAACUAAAUAUAUAUUUAUGAAUUUGUGUUAACUUCUAACCCAAUUUUGGGGGUGAGGUACAGCAAGAGCCCCAUACAUUUGUCCUAGCUACUCCAAUGGUUCAGGAAGAAAAGGUGGGUUGCUUCUCAAGUGGCACAAUUACCAUCUAAUGUAAUUCAUUAGCCUUGAAAUGCAAAACUAAAGUUAAGAACUGUUGCUCUAAAAUCAGAUGGAUACCCAAACAAUCUACUGAAAAAUUUUUGAGCACAUGCUUCCACAUUAAGCUAAAUACAUGAUUCCAAACAAAAUUAUUGACAAUGUAAGAAUAGUAAAAACAUAAUUUUUUUUAAAGGUAGUGUGUUAUUUUUGUUAGUUAGCAUUACCAAAGUUAAAGAGAUCACAGUAGUCUUUAAACCAGUAAAAUUUCAUUGAAAUCACAAAGGACAUCUGCGGAAAUAGUCUUUUACACACUUAGCCAACAAAAAGAAAUAAAUAAAUGAUAAAUUAAAACUGUCCUUAACACAUUGAAUUAAAAAUAAGAUUCUUGCAGGAGUGUGGAGAAGUCAAAGAAGAGAAUUGUGCCAUUGAGUGACAUGAAAGAAUAGUAUUAUUAAAAGAAUUUUCUGUGAAAACACAGUUCAGUUGCAAUUAGGAAAGGUAAUAAACAUUAAUUAAUGCAAAUUAAUAAAUUAUGACAAUUUUCUUUCCAAAUUUUUGUGUAGUUUUUUCUGUAAUUCAAUUUCAGCAUUUUAUUUGUGUUACACUAGCCAUACUUUGGCUUUCAAUAAAAUUUAAAAGCUAUUUUUAAAAAAUAAUGUAUAUAUUCCCUUUCCC
Gryllus bimaculatus (two-spotted cricket) is the source of this 2723-nucleotide messenger RNA. The record is from the annotation of a GenBank genome assembly. Lineage: Eukaryota; Metazoa; Arthropoda; Insecta; Orthoptera; Gryllidae.